AUGUCGUCAUUUGGGUUCGGCAGAAGCCUGCCGAUUCCAAACACAAAUCAGUCAUCAAAUAAAGAUGAUAACAAUAUAACAGGAAAAUUUGAUCCCACAGCCUUGGAGCGUGGAGCCAAGGCGUUAAGGAUGCUGGACUCCUCACCUAAUGCACAAAAGGCAUUUGAACUUACAAAGCUUCAGGAAAUGACAAAGCAACAAGAGUUGCAGAUGCAAAUUGAACAGAUGAGAUUGAAGCAAGGUGAGUUGGGAACUCAAAAAGCAAGGGUUGAAAGUGAUGAGCGAAAAAAGUUACUUUCACACCAGCAGGAACAAGAAAGAAUUACAGCACAAUACAAAGCUAAGCUUGAAGAUGAAAUGUAUCAAAAGAAGCUCCACGACCAACGAAAGCAAAAUGAAGAGUGGCUACAACGUCAGCACGAACAGUUUCUAAAACAGGAACAGAUUAGAAAAAAGACAGAAACUGAGAUACUAAACAUGAAAAAAGAACACCUGAAACAAGAAAAGGAACUCGAGAGACAAAACCUCAUCGCGAAAGUUAGAGAAGAGAACAUGGGCAGAAUCAAACAAGAAAGAGAUAACUUUGAUAUUCACCUGAAAAUGAUGAAAGAACGCUCAGUUGAGGAACGCAAGACUAAAUUGGAGUCCUUGAAAACAAUCUUUUCCUCACUUGGGUCAGGAAUUUUUUCCCUACUUAAUGACAAACAACGCCUAACAUACACAGCCUUGACUCUGACCGGCUUGUCACUUGGUAUUUACUCUGCAAAAAAUGGUACUAAGGUGGCUCGAAAAGUUAUUGAGCAGAAAAUCGGGAAACCUUCACUAGUUCGUGAAACGUCCAAGUCCAUAAUAACGAAUAAUAUAAAAAGUUUCUGGGACAUAAUAAAGGGGAAGAAGAAACAAAUGAACCUGAAUGAAAUCGUCCUAAACCAUAAGUUGAGCGAACGCUUAAACUGGUCAAUUAACUCGCUCUUAAAGUGUAAAGAAAAUAAAACGCCCUACAGAAAUAUUCUACUCUACGGUCCUCCUGGUACCGGUAAAACGCUAUUUGCUAAAACACUUGCCAUGAGGAGUGGAAUGGAUUACGCCAUCAUGACUGGAGGUGAUGUUGGGCCUCUUAAAGAAGACGCUGUAACCGAAUUAAAUAAACUGUUCAAGUGGUCGAAUAAAUCUAAAAAGGGCCUAAUCCUGUUCAUUGAUGAGGCGGAGUCGUUUCUAAGACAAGGGCGCUCGACAUUGCAAGGAAUGUCCGAGAACAUUCGAAACGCUCUUUCUACAUUUUUGUACCACACUGGUAACGAGAAUAAUAAUUUUUGCCUAAUUCUCGCCACCAACGAGAAGGACAUUCUGGACAAGGCUGUGGUCGAUAGGAUUGACGAGUCCUACAACUUUGAUCUGCCCGAAGAGGAGGAGCGCAAAAGAAUGAUUAAAUUAUUCAUGGAGCAGUACGUAAUAAACCCACUUAAACGGACCUCAAAAGUCCUAAUUGAUGAGGGGAUUAACGACGAAUACUAUGAAAAGCUGGCAAAGAAAACCCAAGGGCUUUCUGGAAGACAAAUAUCAAAGUUGUGUAUAAGUCUACAAAGUGCUGUCUAUGGAAGUGGUGCGAAGAAACUUACAGUUGACCUUGCUGAUACUGUCAUUGACUGGCAUUUGAAAAAUCAAAAUGAUUAA
Molecule: messenger RNA, 1674 nt
Organism: Theileria annulata
Lineage: Eukaryota; Apicomplexa; Aconoidasida; Piroplasmida; Theileriidae
Product: AAA family ATPase, putative
Exons: 12
Coding region: 1-1674 (557 amino acids)
Biological process (GO): mitochondrion organization
Cellular component (GO): mitochondrion
Molecular function (GO): ATP hydrolysis activity; zinc ion binding; ATP binding
Source: RefSeq, a predicted model, not a curated record